This is a messenger RNA of Melospiza georgiana, 3481 nucleotides long. It is a transcript of the gene LHX6, whose product is annotated as LIM homeobox 6. Lineage: Eukaryota; Metazoa; Chordata; Aves; Passeriformes; Passerellidae. The coding region runs from base 1 to 1239 and encodes 412 amino acids. Gene Ontology annotation, biological process: regulation of transcription by RNA polymerase II; forebrain neuron development; neuron differentiation. The record is from RefSeq and is a predicted model, not a curated record. Gene Ontology annotation, molecular function: DNA-binding transcription factor activity, RNA polymerase II-specific; RNA polymerase II transcription regulatory region sequence-specific DNA binding. Gene Ontology annotation, cellular component: nucleus. The transcript is spliced from 11 exons.
AUGCACCGGAGCCAUGGGGGCGGGCAGCCCCGGGGCCCUGGCCGCCGCGCCCCGGCCGGCGCCCAGGCGGGCAAGGCGGUUUAUAUAGGGUGCCCCGCGCUCGCCCGGCGCAUGGAGCCGCAGCCUCCCUCUCCCGCUCUCUCCAUCAAGGUGAUGCCGCCGGAGCCGCUGCCCAAGGGGAGCUCCCGCUGUCUGGACCCGCACUCCCGAGCCAUGUCGCAGCCCGACGCGGAGCCUCUGCCUGGAACCCUGGAGAAGGAGGACGCCCGCUCAGCGCCCAGCACCCCUUCCACGCCGUCCGUCUGCUCCCCGCCAUCCUCCUCCUCCUCCACGCCGUCGGCCGGCAAAAACGUCUGCUCCAGCUGCGGGCUGGAGAUCCUCGACCGGUACCUGCUGAAGGUGAACAACCUCAUCUGGCACGUCCGGUGCCUGGAGUGCUCCGUGUGCCGCACCUCGCUGCGCCAGCAGCAUAGCUGCUACAUCAAGAACAAGGAGAUCUUCUGCAAGAUGGACUACUUCAGCCGGUUCGGUACCAAGUGUGCCCGCUGUGGCAGGCAGAUCUACGCCAGCGACUGGGUGCGGCGGGCGCGGGGCAAUGCCUACCACCUGGCCUGCUUCGCCUGCUUCUCCUGCAAGAGGCAGCUCUCCACGGGCGAGGAGUUCGGCCUGGUGGAGGAGAAGGUGCUGUGCCGGAUCCACUACGACACCAUGAUCGAGAACCUGAAGCGCGCGGCGGAGAACGGCAAUGGGAUCACGCUGGAGGGGGCUGUGCCCUCGGAGCAGGACAGCCAGCCCAAGCCAGCCAAGAGAGCCCGCACCUCCUUCACGGCCGAGCAGCUGCAGGUGAUGCAGGCACAGUUCGCUCAGGACAACAACCCCGACGCACAAACGCUGCAGAAGCUGGCGGACAUGACGGGGCUGAGCCGCAGAGUCAUUCAGGUUUGGUUUCAAAACUGCAGAGCCCGCCAUAAAAAACACACCCCGCAGCACACGGUGCCGCCCUCGGGAGCGCCCCCGUCCCGCAUCCCCUCCUCGCUGUCCGAUGACAUCCACUACUCGCCCUUCAGCAGCCCCGAGCGGGCCCGGAUGGUGACGCUGCACGGAUACAUCGAAAGUCAGGUACAGUGUGGACAAGUGCACUGUAGACUUCCCUACACUGCUCCACCAGUGCACCUCAAAGCAGAUAUGGAAGGACCACUGUCUAAUCGGGGUGAGAAGGUCAUCCUCUUCCAGUACUGACUGCGAGGACUCUUCCUCAGCUGCCCCUGAGCCGCUGGCAGCGCCCGGCCCCGCGGGAGCAGCUCAGCCCCAGCACUCUCAGCUCCUCCAUUGAGCAGCACCUCGCGCCCGCUCCGACUCCUCCAGCGACACUCUGUGUAUGUGUGUGUUGAGUGCACAGUCACAUUUUACACUUGUUUCUUGUGGACUUGUAGAAUGACCGUGAGUCUCUCCAAGGCAGUGCCAGACACAGUCAAAACUGGUGACUCUGCUGUGCUUGCAAGUCUUGCUCCCAAACCCACGGGAUACGAACAGCCCGGAACACGCCGAGUCUCAGGGCGGUCGAUGAUCGCCUCUGGACACAAAGGAAGGAGGAAUUUUCGUGGUUUGGCCUGAUUCUCUUCUUGCACCAGUGAAGCAGUUCCUGGACAUCCCUCCUUCUUUCCACUCGCUUGUGUGAAAUCCGAAAUUGGCUUUUUGGCUCAGCAACUCGAUGUAUAGACAGACCUGCCUGAGCCAAACUCGCAGGUAGCUGAGACUCCAAUGAGUGGAAAACAUGAUGCCAGCUGGAAAUAGGCAGUUUUUCUUCCUCCUCAAAGUGCUUUAGAAUCACAUGUCCUUUGAUCACUCAAAGGUUUCCAGCACACCCUUGGUUUGCCCAGAUUGUCUCGUUCUGCACUUUGGGAUUUCCUGGGCUCCCAGGAAAGCACCAGGACAAGUCACUCCAAGGAUCUUGGCCCUGCCAGACUGAUCCCAAAAUGUCUUGGUUUGUGAUCUGAGCCUGUGCAAAUUAAACACAUGUUCAUAAGCCCUGCUUAACCUGCAUGGAGUUUAACCAGAUGUAAAAACUGAACGAGAGAUGUGAAUUUCAACUUUGUGCAUGAAAAGGAAAAAUGGAUGGGAUGACUCAACAUGAAGUAAAUCCCUAGGACUGCCAUCCAGCCCCGUGUGAUGUACAGCUGCUCCUCGGUCUAGGUAAGGGGAAAUGAAAGAAUUGCUCCAGGCUAGGGAGAAGAAGCACAGCCCAGGGAUGAGAAUGGCUCCAGGGCUGGCUAUGGGAGAGGAGGCAGGGAAAUAUUAGAAUGUAAAGAGUUAAGCUAUGGUAAAACAUACUUUUGCCACACUAAAGAAGACUGGUUGAUAAUUACUGUAGUUUUAGGGCUAUUUGAAUCAGUGCAGCUGCAACCUCUUCAGUAGUAACCCCUGAAACAAGACAAACUGGGUUUAUUGUACUGAACAAGUCUUAAAGCUCCUCCCUGAUUGUUAGUAAUUGGCAGCAAUGGACUUAACAGCCUCUUGACUACCCUUUUUACACUCUACCUGACUGUGCAGCUAACAAUUUAAAUCACAGAUGCCGAUCCUUCUUUGUGGCAGCUGCUUGUUAACUACACGUUCCUCUUUUUCUGCCACUGGCUGCUUCCAUAACCCUGCAACACCAGGGUUAGAUUGGAGAAUCACAUUUCAUCAAUAUUUAAAAUGGAAUUAAACCUUGAAGUUUGAUUAAUGCUACCAGAUAGUGAGUUGUAAUUACUAUUUUGCAAAUUACAAUUGUUUGAAUAUGUUAAUAUGAUUGUCUAAGCACAUCUUCACCUUCAGAAGUAAUUUUCCUUUUAAAAAAGAUUUGAAAAAAAUACAAACUCUUUAAUCAGUGCUAAAUUAUCACCCUGUGCACAAUUAGGUAGAAUGGGGUUCUUCGUGUGGUGUGCUGAAUUUUGUGUCGGUGUAUUUAUCUUUAAAAGUUUAUCCAUUUUUUUAGAUUUUCCUCAGUAGAAUAAACAGUGAUGGAACAGACUUUGCUGAAAGAGGACUAACCAUGCUGAUGUUGGAAGGUAAUGGGAAAAAGCUUUGUCUUAGCAUUUCACUGCUCUGGUGUAUCCCUAUUCUGUUAGUAAAUGUUACCCAUUUUAUUUCUUCCAAAGUCAGUGAAUUAUCAUUAUUAUAAUGACAUAUUAUUGGAAUCUUGAAACUGAAACAGCAAAAGAUUGUAAUGGAUGAGCUCUUGAAUUAUUUCCCUGUGUCUCAAUCAAAAAUGAGAUCAGUUUCUAGCACCCACUAAAUAUAUCCUGAAUAUUGUGGGUGAGCUCCUCAGCCAGCCCACGCUGGGACAGCUCUCUGUCAUUUUGGUGAUUAAUUCAGGCUGUUUUCAUUGAGCAGGCACAGGGAGCCAGCCUGGCAGCCACCUGCACCACUGCUCCCCAGAAACAGCAUCAGCCCACAAAAGGUGAUUAGACAGGAGGGAAGUGUCCUGACCUCGCUGUCCCAC